AUGCAAAAGGGACUCAUUGAUCAAGACACAGGCCUUGUGCUUCUGGAAUCCCAGGUUAUCAUGUCGGGCCUCAUUGCCCCUGAGACCAGUGAAAACCUCUCUUUGGAGGAGGGUCUAGCCAGAAACCUCAUCAAUCCCCAGAUGUACCAGCAGCUCCGGGAGCUACAGGAUGCUUUGUCCUUAAUAAGCAGACUUACUGAGAGUAAAGGCCCUCUUUCUGUGGUGGAAGCAAUUGAAAAGAGAAUAAUCAGUGAGGGAGUUGGACUGAAAAUCUUAGAAGCUCACCUGGCAACUGGAGGUUUCAGUAACCUGGAAGAGGCUUUUCAUCAAGGCCUUAUUUCUGCAUGGCUUUAUUCAGUGUUAGAGUCUCACCUGAGGUCAUCUAAGAAUUUGAUAGACCCCAACACAGCUGAGAAAAUCGGUUUGCUAGAUCUGAUGCAGAGAUGUAUUGUCCACCAGGAAUCAGGGUUGAAAUUGCUGCCCAUCAAGCAAUUGGCAGGGGGAAUGGUGAGCUUGAAAUCUGGCCGGAAGGUUAGCAUUUUCCGUGCAGUUCAGGAAGGGCUAAUAGAUAGGCAAGUAACUGUUCGGCUGCUGGAAGCUCAGCUUUUUGCUGGUGGCAUAGUAGACCCAAGAACAGGACACAGACUUACAGUGGAAGAGACUGUAAGACAUAAUUUGAUUGAUCAAGAUAUGGCCUGUGCUAUUCUGAUAAGGCAGCUUCAGAUGGGAGGCAUCAUAGACACUGUCACUGGGUGUAGGUUGACAAUAGAUGAAGCAGUGAGCAAUGAUCUAGUAGCUGCUAAGAUCGCCCUUGUGAUUCUGGAGUCCCUCUGGUCAUUCAUGGGGUUACUAUGGCCUGAAUCUGGAGACAUCCUCCCAAUUACAGAUGCCCUAGAACAAGGUAUUGUGUCUACUGAACUAGCACAUAAAAUCCUUAGUAACCGACAGCAUAUUAAGGCUCUAUUUUUACCAGCGACCACAGAGAUUUGUUCCUGGAAGAAAGCAAUAGAAAAUGGUAUCUUGGACAAAGAUCUUGUCGAUAACUUAAAGUCACUUUAUAUACCUGAUGUGAUGCCACACAUGCAAUUAGCAGACUCUUCAGAACAAAACAAAUCGAACAUUAAUCCUGGAGCAGCAGUUCCACCAUACAGCAAGGGCCAACCCGAGGACAUAGCAAGUCGUAGUGAGAAGCUGUUGUUUCAACUGAUGACUCAUACCUAUAUUAAUGUGCAGAAUGGACAGAGGCUGCUUCUGUUAGAUAAAGAGCUGAUGGAGACACUAACCUCCAGAGGUAAAUAUCAAAUAAGCCCUCCAGAAGUGUUUGGAAUUGGGCACCAAAGACUAGAAACUCCUGAGGAAUUGCAAGAAUCAGCUAAUAUGAAAAUCACAGAAAAUUUCAGUGAUGGGCUGAGUGUGAGGCCAUGUGCAUUCCAAUUUUCUUCUCAGAAUGAAGAAUCUCUCAAUCAGGAAGAUUGCACUGAAGCAAAAGACAAAAAGAUCAUUGUAGAAGAAGAAGGUUCUUCUGUGGAGAACCCCGAAAAGGAUCUGUUUAUAAGAGAACAAAAAGUGGAAAAUCCAAAUGUUGACACUUUGAAGGUCAUAAAUAAAGUGAAAUCAGAGUUAGAAAGGCAGUUGUUAGAUAUCGAAAAGGAAGACCAAACAGAAAUGUGUACAAGAGAAAAUGUCAGCAGAGGACUUCUCCCGACGGUACCCCCCGAGGAAGCAGAAGAUGUGCCCUUGGUGGUUUACAAAGAUCUUUUUUCUGUUGAAAGGCUAAAGGAAGAAUGGCAAGCUCUCAGAAAGACUUCCUUCACAUGUCAGAAAGAACAAGCAAACACUCUUGAGAUUGAAUAUAUUCCAGGGGAAACUGGAAGACCUCUCAUAAAACCCCAAAGUAAAAAGUCACAAUUUCAGGUAGAGAAAACUACAGAUUUAAAAUUAGAACUAAAGUCUGAAAAUGAUAUGAAUAUUUAUUCUCCGGACAAAAAGAAAGUGUUAAAUAAAACAUAUUUGGCUAAAAGUGACCAUAAACAAAGUCAAGAAGGGGAAGACAUUGCAGGUGGUAGUAUGAUAAGAGAAAAGACCAACGAGGACAAUAAUGAUAGUGAAAAUUCCCUGUCAUGCAGUCAUCCUUCAGAAUUGCUUGAAGAAGCUACCUUAAAUGAAUUAUCUGCACAGUUAUUAGAUGGUGGUAUUUUUCAUGAGCAAACAGGUCAAAAGCUUUUACUAAAUGAAGCAGUCACCCAAGGCAUCGUGCCCGGCCAUACUGCUGUGAAACUUAUGGGAAAGCUGAACAUGUUUCGGGGAUUCUUUGACUCUCAGACCUGCGAGUCCUUGUCAACCGAAGAAGUCAUUGAUGAAGGUCUGAUGGAUGAGAAAUUAUUACAUAAUGUCCUCAUGACAGACAAAGCUAUAAGUGGUGUCUUAGACCCCCGUACUCACACACUAUUUUCUGUAAAGGAUGCAGUAGUAGUUGGACUUCUUGACGAGAAAACAGCCACCAGAAUUUUAGAGGGGCAGGUCGUGACUGGUGGAAUUGUUGACUUGAAACGAGGCAAAAAAGUUUCAGUAACUUUGGCCUCAAAUCUUGGCUUGGUAGACAGUGCUGAUCAGACAGAGCUUAUAAAUCUGGAGAAAGCUUCCAAAGGCAGAGAUGCUGAAAAAAACAUUAGAGAGAGAUUAAUUAGUUUACAAAUGGAAACAACAGGACUUAUGGACCCUGACAGCAAAGCCUCUUUAUCUGUUAUGCAGUCCAUUGACAGAGGUCUUUUGGAGAGAGAGGAGGCCAUUCAUUUGUUGACUAAGCAGGUGGUAGAUGGAGGUAUCAUUCACCAUGUAUCUGGGAUGAGGCUUUCUGUCGAUAAUGCCUUUAAACAUGGCUUGAUCAGUGAAGAUUUAGCCAAGCAACUGAAAAGAGUUGAGAGCUUAAAGCUCCAUCAGUUUUUUCAUCCUGAAACAAAGGAAACUAUUUCCCUCCCUGAGGCCAUAAAAUUAGGUCUUGUUACCCCAGACUUAAAAAGAGAAAUCCAAGAAAUUCAAGCAGUUACUAGAAACUUUUUGGAUCUCAUUUCUGGCCAGAGAUUGACCUGGGCAGAAGCUAAAAAAGAAGGAUUGCUAACUAAUAAAGCAGGAUUGUCUCCAGGAAUAAUGCAUGGGAUUGUAGAUCCUGAGAAUUACAGAAUUGUUCCCUACUCAGAAUUAGUAAAGAAAUGUAAGAUUGAUACUGAAUCUGGACAGAGAUAUCUAGAAGUAAUUCCCUUCUCAGACAUUAAAGACGGGGUGAGUGACAUAGUACUUACAUUGUCUCAAGCAAUUCAGCUUGGGAAAGUAGACUUUGCAUCUACACUGAAGGUUCUGGAAGCUCAGGCAAAUACUGGUGGAAUCAUAGAUACUGCUACAGGAAAUAGACUGACAUUGGCAUCAGCUUUGGAACAGAAAUUGGUGGAUGAAAACAUGGUUAGAACUAUUGCAUCUCAUCAGGUGUUAAGAGGAGGAAUCAUUGACAUAUUUAAUGGUCAGAGAGUGACUUUAAAGGAAGCGAUUGAGAAAAGAUUUAUCAGCCCUGAACUGGCAGCUAUGAUCCAAAAAGAUCCUUUGGAGUCCAGUGAUGACAGGGCUCAGAUUGAAAAGCAAGAUGGAAUUGAAGUAUGUGAAUUAAAGAAUGAAUUUCUAAGAAAGGAAAUGUUAAUUGCUUAUAAUCAGACUGCUGAAAUGAGUUGUGAUAAAGGAAAAAGUAAGAGAUUAUUUCAGAUUGAAAGCCAGUCUACACAAGAAAAGGUUAAAGUGAGAGUUUCAGAUGAAGAGCAGAUGAAAAAGAGCAGGGAAGUUUCAUUAAAGGAAUUGGAGUGCAAGGAUCCAGAUAAGCAGAGAGCUUCUCUGGAUACUAAAGAACCUGUCAGCAUCAGAAUUUCUCAUAAUCUUAAAGGUAAGUCUUGGGGUCAAAUUUUAGUGACACACUCUAACUCAGAAGUUUGUGAUACUAAACUCAAAGAGGGGGCUAGAAAUAACGUGGAAAAAAAUGCAGAUGAAGAGCAGGAAAAAGUAGUAACACAAGUAGAAAUUCUCUCUCAUAUGAAGCAGUUCACCUCAGGUCUAGAUUCUGAAGAAAUAAGAGAAAAUCAAGGGGAAAUGACUUGGGAAGUUCAAGAAUCAAAUCGUGAACUGUCAGGUAAAUUGCUGAGUGAGCAGGUUUUGCAGCAACCGUUGAAUACCAGGAACAAGAGUAAGAGAGAGAAGAGGGAAAUGAUUGUGGAAGAAAAUGUGAAAACAUGUAAACGAGCAGUUCUUUCUGAAGAAAAACUGAGUCAGAAAACUGCCAUUAGAGAGGAGUGUGACUCUAAUAUAAAAAGUCAACCUAUGGAAAUGACUACAAGUGAAAAAGGGAAAGAAGCUGAUAGAGAGAUGGGACUUUCUAGUAUUUAUAAAAUUGAAGACUCUUCUUCCCAAGUGAGAGCCAAAGGAAUUUCUUUAAAAAAUCAAGAUACUUUAACAUUCUUCAGCUGUAAACAGGUCAAUGAAGGGGAAGUAAAAAAUUUAAGCUUCUGCUUGAAUUUAGAACCAAAAGAAAAUUUAUUUCAGGAAAUUACUGGUGGGGCCCAGAAUGAACAAUUCUCUUCUAUGACCCCAAGACCUGAAGGAUUGCACUACCAGGAAUCAGUUGGAAAAGCCCAAGUUACAGACACAUUCCAUAUUUCCAAAACAGACAAGUCUUUCCAAAGAACCACCAGACAGGAGGCCAACUAUUGUCAGGAUUCCUGUUUUACUUCUAAGACUAAGGAAACCAAAGAUCUGAUUUUCUCAUUUAAUGAAUAUAAAGAAAAGUUGAACCAAGAAGUACAUUUUGACUCAACAAGAGCUCAUGAAUUGGAAGAAAUUACAGUUUCUAGAGUAGAUCCAAAAGAAGUCAGUUAUCUAGAAUUCUCAGACAAAAAAGACCAUCAACAUCAGGUCAGCAAAAGUGAUCGUGAACUUCGUGGAAUUCUCAAAUCUCAAAUAGCAACAACUCAGGAGAUAAAUAUAGAGAAAUUUCUAGAAAUGGCAAACCCUAUAGUUACAGGUCUAGAAGCAGGGUCCUGUGAAGACAUAGUGACUCAGAGAGGUCCCAGAGUCUUGGUAUCUCUUCUUCCAGAGAAACAAUUCAAAGAUGUGUCUCAAAAAGAGAAUACAAGGCAACAAGCUUCCAUCAUUAGUCCCACUAUUCUGGAGACGAGUGAAGAAAAGACAGUACCCCUAACGUCAUGCUCUACAGUGAAGAUGGAUGGGAAGACACCACAGGAAAAACUCAGAGAGAGCCCUGGCAGUGAACAGACUUCCUCCAUGACUGCACCUGGGAGAAAAGGAAAUGAAGAUGUAAACCCAGAGCCCUUCAGAGCAACUCAGAAUGUAUUUAACCGGCGUCUCUGUUUAGAACAUGAUGAAAAGCUAGUAUCCUAUCUGUCUCUGUUACGGGACAUUGAAAUGAGGACCAAACAGAUUCAACCUUUGGAGCUAAACAUAGCAGGACUACAGGAUCUUCUGUGUCAGGCCAAGGUAUUAGACAGGGAGCUAAAGGAUCUGUCCACCUUGGUGAGCCAGGAAUUAGAGUGUGUGAAUCAGAUUAUCAUUAGCCAGCCUCAAGAAGUCCCUGCUCAACUGUUGAAGGCUCUAGAGAAAGAUGCCAAGAAUCUUCAGAAGUCUCUCAGCUCUGUGAAUGAUACCUGGAGUUCCAGACUACUCCAUCUCCAGAAUGCUGUGGAAGUAAAAAAGACUAGAGUGUCAAGUCAGCACAUGCAUCUAGAAGGCAAACUUCAAGAUCUGAGAGCCUGGGUUGGUAAUACCAAUCUUAUUCUGAAAAGCAAGGGAUAUAAUAAGGAAACAGAUGUUGCCAGCCUGAAUCACUAUCUCCAACAGUAUGAGGAUUUGAAACAGCCCAUGGCUGAAAGGAAAUCUCAGCUGGAUGCUCUCGCUUUUGAUAUUCAGUUCUUUAUCUCUGAGCAUGCCCAAGACUUGUCUUCCCAGCAGAAUCGACAGAUGCUGAGGUUUCUGAAUGAACUGCAGAGAUCCUUCCAGGACCUUGUGGAACAGACUGCAGCUCAGACGGAUGCCUUACAGGGUCAUCUUCAACAAAUGGAGCAGGAAGCCCAGGUUAAGAUCAGACUGAACCAGGAGCUGGGCUCAGUUUGUCUUUUGGGAUGUCCUCUGUCUUUGGGCUUUUUGGCCAGACUUCAUGUAUCAUGAUUCCAAGAACCUGGGUUUACCAAUUUUGAAAUUUCAUUUAGGCCAGUAUGGCUCUGGUCCAGGAGGCAGCUCUUCUGGCUGCUUUUCUUGCCAUGUUUUUUAUUUUAUGUGUGUGUUUGAGAGAAUACAUGUGUUUACAUGUGUAUGCAUGUGCAAAUGUUUUAUUUUAAUGAAACUCUAUCUUCACUAUGUCUCAUUGUCUGUCACUUUGAAAUGAAAAUCAUAUACCUAUCCCUUUCUUCCUUUUACUUUCUCCCUUAGCAUUCUUUUGAGAGCCUUUAAGAACAUCUAGAUACUCUGAGUUUUGAAAAGUAUGGUUCUGAAAUCAGUUUUAUUCUGGGGCUUUUCAAAUGUUUUACAAUAAAUUUCUUGACAGACUUCAAAUAGUUGAUAAGGAAAUAUUUAUCAGAAUCAUCUCAAUUUUUUAACACAUUUUAAAUUAUUAUUUUCUAGUACUUCUCUUCAUACUGUCAUUCCCAAUGCUUAUUCAGUCAUGGAAAACAGUGCAACCUUAUAACACCAAGGUCAUAGGUUGGGAAUCCCU
Galeopterus variegatus (Sunda flying lemur) is the source of this 6760-nucleotide messenger RNA. RefSeq names its product microtubule-actin cross-linking factor 1, isoforms 1/2/3/5-like. Lineage: Eukaryota; Metazoa; Chordata; Mammalia; Dermoptera; Cynocephalidae. Bases 1 to 6216 code for a protein of 2071 amino acids. Gene Ontology annotation, molecular function: structural molecule activity. Gene Ontology annotation, biological process: intermediate filament cytoskeleton organization; wound healing. Gene Ontology annotation, cellular component: intermediate filament; membrane; cytoplasm. The record is from RefSeq and is a predicted model, not a curated record. The transcript is spliced from 5 exons.